UUUCUCCAUUUGGUUGUUCCUCCGAUCGACCGGCCCAACUGUCAGUCAAGUAGUCGGGCUGCGCGACAAGGGAGGUGGCGGCGGUGGUUACCGCCUCAGGCAGGGAGACCAACCCGCUAACUGCAGAGUGGAGGGAUCGGCGAGCGAGGAAGAGGAGGAGGCAGGCAGGCAGGCAGGCAGGCAGACGCCUAUCUUUCAGCUGUGCGAUGGACCGGUACUACCUCCGCCAUUAAAGUCAGAAGGGCAGGGGGACCGAAAGAUUUCUUCCCUCCCUUAAGAAAAUUAGGGAUUGUUAUCGGUUUCUCUUUGAUUCGUCCUCGCCGUCAGGACGUUUAAUUCAGGACGUUUAAUUCACCCGGUGGGGGAUAUCUCCUCUCUUUCCCCUGACUGAGCAGAGACAGGUAUAAAAAACCUGCCCAUUCACUCCCUUGGCCCCGCCGGGGAGGCACAGACUUGCCCCUCCUCCUAUUGCAGACGAGCUGAUAGGCACCCCCCCCCCCGCCCCGCGAUUCAUUGGGGAGGAAUCGGGAAAGCGGCUAAACUCCGGGCUGAGCCAUGCGCCCAACCUCUCCACGGAGACAGACGAAGGGUCGCCCUCCCCUCUGAAAAAGACCGACCGCCGGCCUUGAAGAGGCGCCCGUUUUCCUUUCUCCGCGCCCCGCCAUCCUCUCCUCACGAUGCCGCUGCCCCGCUGUAGCUGAGAGCCCAGGGCGAAGAGAGGACGAGGCUCCGGGAUUGGGGGGGGGCACCAUGGAGCGCCGAGGGGAGCCUGCUUUCCACCUCCAGCAAAAUCUGGAAUUCAACGUGGAGAACGUGGAGAAGGCACUGCACCAGCUAUAUUAUGACCCCAACAUUGAAAACAAGAACCUGGCCCAGAAAUGGCUGAUGCAAGCUCAAGUAUCACCACAAGCUUGGCACUUCAGCUGGUUGCUUCUUGAUAUGGACAAGGUGCCUGAGAUCCAAUACUUUGGGGCCAGUGCCCUCCACAUUAAGAUUUCACGCUACUGGAAUGACAUCCCUGCUGACCAGUAUGAGAGCCUUAAAUCACAGCUCUUCAGUCACAUAACUCAUUUUGCUAGUGGUUCCAAAAUUGUGCUGACCCGCCUUUGUGUGGCAUUGGCUUCAUUAGCACUGAACAUGAUGCCAGAGGCUUGGCCAUGUGCUAUUGCUGACAUGGUACGCAUGUUUCAGGCAGAGGACUCUAAUGUGGAUGGGCGAGCCCGCUGCCUUGCACUACUGGAACUACUGACAGUGCUGCCUGAGGAAUUUCAAACCAGCCGUCUGCCUCAGUACCGUAAGGGGCAGGUACGUAGUGUCUUGUCACAGGAGUGCACAUCUGUGUUCCCUCUGCUAGAACAAUUGUUGCAACAGCAAGACUCUCCUGGUUUCAUUAAGCAGAAGGUGCUGAAGUGUUUCUCCAGCUGGGUGCAACUAGAAAUUCCUCUGAUGGAAUGUGAGAACUUGAUCCAAGCAUCUUUCACUUCUCUGCAUGAUCCAGAACUCUUCGACAUUGCUGUGGAGGCUAUUGUCAAUGCCAUUUCCCAGCCUGAUGCUCAGAGGUAUGUGAAUACUCUUCUGAAGCUCAUUCCACCGGUACUAGGACUCCAGGAACAGCUACGUCAAGCAGUUCAAAAUAGGGAUAUGGAAACUUCUCAUGGGAUUUGUCGUAUUGCUGUAGCCUUAGGGGAGAAUCAUUCACGAGCACUUCUGGACCAGGUAGAUCAUUGGCAGAGUUUUCUGGCACUGGUCAACAUGAUAAUGUUCUGCACCGGAAUCCCAGGACACUAUCCUGUGAAUGAGACCACAAGCUCACUUACACUCACUUUCUGGUAUACAUUGCAGGAUGACAUUCUGUCUUUUGAUCCAGAAAAACAGGCUAUGUAUCAGCAAGUGUAUCGACCUGUAUAUUUUCAGUUAGUGGAUGUACUCUUACAUAAAGCUCAGUUUCCUUCUGAUGAAGAAUACAGUUGCUGGUCUUCUGAUGAAAAGGAGCAAUUUCGUAUAUAUCGAGUGGACAUCUCAGAUACUUUGAUGUAUGUAUAUGAGAUGUUGGGAGCGGAACUGCUGAGUAGCUUAUAUGACAAACUGGGUCGCCUUCUGACAAAUUCAGAGCAGCCAUCCUCAUGGCAGCACACGGAAGCUUUACUUUAUGGGUUCCAGUCCAUUGCAGAGACUAUAGAUGUAAACUAUUCAGACGUGGUUCCUGGCCUUAUCGGUCUCAUCCCCCACAUCAGCAUCAGCAAUGUACAACUUGCGGACACAGUUAUGUUCACUAUUGGGGCUCUCUCAGAGUGGCUGGCUGAUCACCCUGUAAUGAUCAACAAUGUCCUGCCCCUGGUAUUGCAGGCUCUGGGCAAUCCAGAAUUAUCUAUCUCUAGUGUCUCUACUCUUAAGAAGAUAUGCCGUGAGUGUAAAUAUGACUUGCCUCCGUAUGCAGCCAACAUUGUUGCUGUCUCUCAGGAGGUGCUAAUGAAGCAGAUUCACAAGACAAGUCAGUGUAUGUGGCUGAUGCAGGCUCUGGGUUUCUUACUGUCUGCCCUCCAAGUGGAGGAGAUUUUGAAGAAUCUACAUUCACUUAUAACUCCUUACAUCCAACAAUUAGAAAAAUUGGCCGAUGAAACGCCCAAUCCAUCUAACAAGCUAGCUAUUAUCCAUAUAUUGGGUCUACUCUCCAACCUCUUUACCACUUUGGACAUCAGUCACCAUGAUGAUGAUCAUGAGAACACAGAGGUUAAAAAACUGCCAGUGCCUCAGGGCCCCAAUCCGGUAGUGGUGGUGUUACAGCAAGUUUUCCAGCUCAUCCAGAAAGUGCUCAGCAAGUGGUUAAAUGAUGCCCAAGUUGUAGAGUCUGUGUGCUCCAUUUUUGAAAAAUCUGUGAAGACUCUUCUCGAUGAUUUUGCACCCAUGGUACCUCAACUGUGUGAGAUGCUGGGACAGAUGUAUAGCACUAUUCCUCAGGCAUCUGCUAUUGACCUCACCAGGCAGCUAGUUCACAUUUUUGCCCAUGAACCUGCCCACUUCCCACCGAUCAAGGCACUCUUUCUGCUUGUCACAUCAGUUACAUUAACACUCUUUCAGCAAGGGCCCAGGGAUCAUCCUGAUAUUGUUGAUUCAUUUAUGCAACUCCUGGCACAGGCACUGAAACGGAAACCUGAUUUGUUCAUGUGUAGCAGCCUGGAUGCCAAAGCAGUAUUCCAUUGUGCUGUGAUCUCUCUGAAGUUUCCUGAAGCACCAACUGUCAAAGCUGCCUGUGGCUUUUUUACUGAAUUACUGCCACGCUGUGGGGAGAUUGCACCUGUGGGACAAGUGGUGCAUGAGAAUGGCAAAAUGUUGCUACAAGCUGUAAUUGAGGGUAUAGGUGGCCAAGCUUCACGAAAUUUGAUGGAUCAUUUUGCUGAGAUCCUUUUUGCUCUCAACAAGCAUUGCUUCAGUUACCUGAGUGUGUGGAUCAAGGAAGUGAUGCAGCAGGAUGGCUUUCCAUCCACCCGUGUCAGCCCUGAGCAAAAGGACAUUUUUAGCCAACAAAUUCUCAGCAGAGAACGUGUGAAUAAACGACGCGUGAAGGAGAUGGUAAAGGAGUUCACAUUACUUUGCCGAGGACUGCAUGGUACUGAAUACACAGCAGACUACUGAGGAGACCUGUGUGUCAAAAGACUGCAGCAUGAACAGAUCCGGUUUUAUGCCAUCGCCUGAAGCUGCUACCAAAUUAGCUGAUAGAAUGGUAACUUUACAAUUAACCUACCCUGGUUGCUCCUCUCAAGAACAAGCUGUUUCCAAAUCCCUUCUGCAUAUUCAGAGCUAACAGGCUCAAGGACAUUGGAGCAGAGGUUGGAGCAGAGCUGGACGGUCCCCUGCCAACCGCAGGACUAGUGUACCAAUUGCCACUUUCCUCCUUGGCACGCUCCUGUAGAAGUGUCUGUGAUAUUGUCUAUUUCUAAAGAGUCUACCUUUUACUUGCAUGAGGAAGCUUGUGUCUGAUUGAAGUGAAGGUCCUCCUGCCUUGAAUUACAUUAAGGCUACUUCUAAGCUGCUGUGGUUAGUCUACUGGGGAAGUGGCAUACUUUAGGGGCAAUAUGGGCAGGAAUGGAAUACAGCUGUAGCAGAGGCAGUUACAAGAAUAUGAUCUGCCCUAACGUGAUUGGUGCAAUAAAUAAUACUAAGAGUCCAACAAGGUAUCGCGAAGAGGCAACACCAUCUUUUUUUGCUGUGGCAUUCCUCGGAGUGCUGGCAAGUAUGCUACAUUACCUCUUUAAAUGUUGCUGCUGCUGCUGCUGCCUCUGCACAUUCUGCAGGACAUCAUCUUAUAAUACAUUAGCCUCUUCACAGAUAUGAAUAAGUGAACGUGAGUGUUUCGGUCUGCUGCAGGGAAAGAGUUGCAGCUGCCUUCAUGAAUGGUUUGAAAACCCUUUGCGUUAUCUCUGCUACUGACAAUUGAUAUGUACAAUGGAUCUGGGUUGCAACAGAGCUGGUAAAGCUGGAAUGAAGACAGAGGAAUUUUUUCGUAUAGGAAAUUCUUGUCCUCAUAAAGAUUUGGGGAUUAAUUAAACUAAACCACUUUACAACCUAGAUCCAUUUCAAUGGCAAUAUAUUAAUGCAACUUCUCUUCUAUGGGCCUAGUUUUACCAGAUUUCAUACAGACUCCUAACUCAGGUUUGCUGCUGAUCCUUUUCCUAUGCCCAGCACUGGGUAAGUUAAAGUUAAUUCACACAAAAUCAUCUUUGCUGUAUUAAUGAAACUUAAAAACAUUUAAACACCUAUUACCUAAAGAACAAUAUCUAAAUAACAGUGUGAAAAGUACAAGGAAUUUAUGUAGACUUGGCAGAUGUUUCUGCAUAAAAGCACAAAAAGCACAUUUUGGGAAAGAAAAACUAUUAUGGGAUAAUGUAAUAGGAAAUUAAUUGAACAUCUAAGUUCUUACAUAAAAUAAGCAUGGUAACAGAGUUAAUUCUGCACACCAUGAUACAUCAACUCUGAUGUAAAGUGGGGAAGAGAUUGAAGAACCCAUCCUGGAAGAAAUCAUGCUUGUGGAAAGAUCAUAUUUUUAGGAGACUCUUUUUACUACUGAUAGGGGCUAAAUUAGUGUUUUGCUGGUAUCUGAAUAAUCUUGGACUCAUCCGAUCCAAAGCUCUUCCUCUAACCAGUGGAAGUAUUUUUCUGCCUGUUGGAACCAUUCGUCUUUAAAAUGCUUCACUAGAGCAAAAAUAUGUGUGGUAGGGAAAAAAAACCACUUCCUCUCUUGGUUGCAUUUGAGGUAACACAGCCUUGGAAGUGAAGACUCAUGUACUAUUUAAUUCCCUCCCCACUUCUUUAAAAAGGAUUGUUCUCUAAUACAUACUUCUACAUCAAAUCUUGAAAGUGGGAUGUUCUAACUUCUAUUACAGUUCUUCAGUGAAAGAAUUGUUCUAACAUAAUCAGAUGUUUUUAUUCUGAGUUUUGAAAGCAAAGUGCAAACCCUGUGCAAGUAAUUUCUGCUUUCAAGGGCAGGAAGAAUGAAUCCUUGUGGUCUUUCCCCCCCCCCUCCCCUGGCAUGGCAUGAUUAUAGAUAAGUAAUAUACUACAAAGAAUGAUUCAUUUCUGAACAUGGAGAAGAAACAGAUUUUUGAGGAAGAAGACUUGGUGAACAAAUGAUGAAUUCCAUUUCCAUAUCCAAACUUAGCUUCAUAACAGCUAUACCGUGUGCCUUGUGGUGGGGUUUAUAGACUAUAGCCUACCUGGUUGUUCAGCAUUGUUGCUUUCUUAGCUAUGUCAGCCUCAGUCUACAACAUAAAGACAUUUUAUGAUCUAGAUGAACAUGAGACAUUGAACAGGUGCCUGAAAAAUUGAGAAGCACAGAAUACACACACACAUUGAAAUCUACCUUGAACAGAACCAGCCUUAAGCUAUUCUAUUUUAUGAGUAUUUUGCCUUACCUUCUUGACCAUGUGAGAGGUUUAGAGGUGUUGUUGUCACCAUUUUGUAUCUCACAUUUUCACAAUGGGUAAUUAUGAAAAAUAGCUUAUGUGGUUGUUUCCAAGGCCUGUCUACAUAAGAGUAUCUCCAAUCACGCCAACAAAACAGUCUAGGAGAAAUAGCUAUGGUUGGGUACUAGGUACGUUAUCAUGAAAUGAUACAAGGUAAAAGUUUGCUAGGAUUCUUCUGAAGGAAAUUGAUCUGUACACUAAAAAUGUUCCCUCCUCCAGCUGAAAUCUCACUUCUUACUUCAGAUCCAUUUGGCUAAAGUUUAGUAAUAGUGAAUUACUUCCAGCAAAAAUAGGCAAAUUUCUUAUAUUUCUUUGCCAUGUACCAAAAGUAUUUCUAUCUUGUUUCCCUGGAGUUUAUUUUCCUGGAAUAUUUUAUACCAGUUUGUAAUUCCAUAAUUUUCACUGUUUCUUCUGCUGAAACACUCCUAUUGCUGUAUUACAUCUCUAAGAGUCCCUUACAUUAAGUAAGUGUAUUUUGCUUUAGCAUUCUUCAAUAUUCCUUCCCGCUCCAAUAACCCUCCAGAUACAGAAAGUGGCAUAGUUACACACAGCAUCUUAUGGAACAGAGAUGGCAAAGUAAUGCUUCUGCUCAGGAUACCUCUUAUUUAGUGCUAAUGGGCUGGUGGACACCUCUCUUGGUGCUUGCCAAACUUCCUUCUCUGCCCGUUUCCCCCCCCCCCAAUUUUGAAAAUGAAAUCCUAAUAUGCCGUUAAACAAAACAUCAAUCUCAAGUAUAAUCUAGAUUUCCAAUAGUGCCUCUUGGCCUCAUGUAGACUCCAGAAUCCACAGUGGCUAUGAGGUUAUGCAAUACUUGCAAAGUGUUUUGCUUUGUCAAGAUUUCAAUGGAAAUAGUCCUUUGAAGCUUCAUUUAGUAAUAACAACCUCAGUGCACAGCACAAAUACAGUAGCAGCCUUAGUAAAGCCAGUUGAGAUCAUAUCUGGAGUUUUCAUCAAGUCAGAACAACAAAGCUCCAUGAGAUGCUUCACCAACCUGAGGUAAAGGGACACACCUCCACUAGGCAAGACACCUCUCUGAGAGGCAUUGUGGAUUAUCUGCCUGCACUUUGUUUGGAAGAAUGCCUACUUGGUCAAAACCAAAAGACAAAAAUAAGCUGAGAUACUGAUGAUGAAGCAACUUCAGUUUGGCUCCCUAGGAAGUGGGUGUUUUGUGACUUUCCAGAUUCCAGUGGACAUUUUUAGACAUUUGUAAAUUUCAAAUAUGCCUACUAACCUCAAACUUUUUGAGAUACCUUGCAUGAUGGGAGUACAUAAAUGUAGCUUGAUUGACUUCAUGCCAUCUUGUGGAAGCUAAUUGGUUUGACUUCACAUUAAGGAUGUAAUAAAAAAGAAUAUUAUUUGUGAAAA
Molecule: messenger RNA, 7325 nt
Organism: Crotalus tigris (Tiger rattlesnake)
Lineage: Eukaryota; Metazoa; Chordata; Lepidosauria; Squamata; Viperidae
Gene: IPO13
Product: importin 13
Exons: 20
Coding region: 751-3633 (960 amino acids)
Biological process (GO): protein import into nucleus
Cellular component (GO): cytoplasm; nuclear membrane
Molecular function (GO): small GTPase binding
Source: RefSeq, a predicted model, not a curated record